GGAAUUCUGGGAAGUGAGGGGCAACCCUUCUCUGUGUCGGCAGAAAGAUUCCGCAAAGAGUUCUAAGUUAUUAUGUGAAAGCGAGCUGAAACGUGGAGCCGCUUUUCUAGGGUUUCCGGGAGGAGGCGCUCUUUUCCUUAUUCUCGAGCCACUUAGGCCACGGUCUGCAUACAGGCAUCUCAUUCGGCUGCUCUUGGCUCCGAACCACAGAGAACCGCUCGCAUUCGAGUCAGAAUCGUCAUGGGCAUGGGCUGUCCCUUUCACUGCGCCGGAAAUCGUGCUACUUCUACAUUACCAACCGCAAGCAAGAUGCAGGGGAAAGACAGUACAACUUCCCAACAAAAACGUGGAGAAAAAUCAAAAAUAUACAGUCUAGCCGAAGAACAUCAAGACGAAAAUGAGCUACAAGAAGACCAUCUGAGUUUGAAGAUUCUUGCGACAGCUGUCAGUGUUCUCACUUCACCACCAGCAAACCUACUUUGGAUAAGCUUAAAAAAGAUAUUGCUCAGCAAAGACCCUGCACUUUGGGCAGCUGUGAAGCACAACAUCAAACUAAAACAGGAACCUCCAGAGGAAAUAUCGUCUCUUCGAGAUUUCGUCCCCUCUGAUGAUAAUGAGAUUCUGGAAGAAAUCUUUAUAGAAGCGGUUGAUUUCAUAGCCCAGAGAUACGGUUCUUCUGAAGACAAACUUUUGGAAAACAUUGGUCGUGCUGUGGCUUCCAUGUGCUUAACAUGGUUUCGUAAAGCACUUAGAUUCCUGGGAAACACUGUGGAAGAAAUGUGGCUCAGCGUAGAAAAUGUGCGAGUUGCCUCAUGUGAAGAAAGAAGCUCUCUGAGAGUCGAAGCUAUACCUGACGGACCGUUACAGAUUUUGCACCAUCCACAGAAGAAGUACUUUGCACCAACAAUGGUAGGAAUCAUAACUGAAACCGCAAGAAAUCUGCAACAAGUUGAGGUUAUAGUAAAUCUUACUUCCUUGGGAGAUGAGUUUUUAUACCAAGUUACCACUGUCUCCAGCUCGAAGGCAAAGGACACUGAUACUGAAAAAUACAUUGAAAAGUUAUCUCGGUUCCCAAAAGACCUCAGAAUAUCUAUACCGAUUAUGUGCAAGGUGUUCCCUUUCCACAUCAUCCUUGAUCGUGAUAUGCAAAUUGUUCAACUGGGAAAAGGCCUGUUCCGCAUUUUUAAAUCCAAGAUAAGUGAAGGAGAUCGGCACUUCUCUUCAUUUUUCAUCAUCAAGUCUCCAAAAGUUGCAGUGGCAUUCGAUGACGUUGCCCAACUUUCUAAUGUCACAUUUGUUUUAAUCAUAAAGAUGGUACACGAAACAUUGCAGGGCAUGAACAUUAAAGGCCAGAUGGUAUUAUGCCCGGAAUCACAAUCUUUACUUUUUCUGGGUUCUCCUGUCGUCAAAGGAUUAUCGGGACUAGUGGGAAAAGGACUUUACAUGUCUGAUAUACCUGUACAUGAUGCUACAAGAGACAUCAUGUUGGUAGAGGAACAAACAAAAGCCCAAGACGGAUUAAAGAAAAGAAUGGAUAAGCUGAAGAAUUCUAUACAAGAAGCAAGUCAAGCGGUAGAAGAAGAAAGACAAAAAAACGUAGAUUUGUUGCAUUUGAUAUUCCCAGCUGAAGUUGCACGCAAACUUUGGAGAGGUGAAACAGUCAAGGCAGAGCAGAGGGAAAAUGUUACUAUGCUAUUUUCUGAUAUAGUUGGCUUUACAUCUAUCUGCUCGACAGCAACACCUCUUAUGGUUAUUGACCUUCUGAAUAAUCUCUACACUCGAUUCGAUAACUUUUGUGGAGAGUUGGAUGUUUACAAAACGGAAACAAUCGGUGAUGCUUAUUGUGUUGCUGGUGGACUUCACAGAAUGAGCACAACUCAUGCACAGCAAACGGCUUGGAUGGCUUUAAAAAUGAGGGAGGCAGCAGCAGAAGUUACUUCUCCAGACGGAAAACCGCUCCAGAUGCGGAUAGGUAUUCACACAGGUGUGAUUCUAGCAGGAGUUGUGGGAACGAAAAUGCCAAGAUACUGCCUCUUUGGUAAUCAUGUAACAUUGGCAAAUAAGUUCGAAUCUGGCAGCGUUGCCAUGCGUAUUAAUGUUAGCCCUACUACAUUUGAACUUCUGGAAAAGACAAAAACAUUUCUCUUUACUCCUAGAACGAGAGCUGAUCUACCUAAAGGUUUCCCAGAGGACAUAAAAGGCAUACCAUACUUUUUAGAUAACUACAUACAUCCAGAGGUGCCUUUGGCAGCCUCUCUGUCAGAGCAUAUCGCCGCUGCCACGAAGGAAAUUGGCGUACAAUCAGGAUUUGAAUCCAAGUCAUAAUUAAAUUAAAUGUAAUUACUCUCUAGGAAUAUGGGUGGCCAUUAUGUGCAAUGUGUUUCAUAUGACCAAUUACACAUGUCCAAGAACCAAUAACGAUGCAAAGCCUUUAUGUAAAAUCGUCAUCUGAUGACAUUUUAGUCAAUCAAUAUUGUAUAACACGAAGCAUAGAGAAGUUGUGGUAAACUACUAAAUUGUUUCACACGAAGCGAUUUUGUAGAAAACUAUUUUCUAUUUCUUAUACUUUCAUCUUAUUGUACGCUCUGCAUCAAAGAAAAUACCGAUAAAGUAAUCGCAUGUGUUGUUUUGAGAUAAUGUAACGGGAUAAUCAACUGUCAUUAAAAUAAUUAAUAUGUUCAUUGUGAGCUCACAAAACAGAGCAAAUUUUAGAUGUUAAAUAAAAGUGAUGAUUCUGUACUGAAUUUAAAUGUGAAUCUUAAUGUAUCAUCAGUAUUAAAAAUGGUAUUGUGAAAGUUGUCCGAGUAAAGCAUAGUGUAUGGCAAAUUUUGUGAAAUUUUAAUAUGCACGUGUAUGUUGUACUGCUGAAUAAUUAAAGCAAUUCUAAUGUUA
Stegodyphus dumicola is the source of this 2892-nucleotide messenger RNA. It is a transcript of the gene Gycalpha99B, whose product is annotated as guanylate cyclase 1 soluble subunit alpha 2. Gene Ontology annotation, biological process: response to oxygen levels; cGMP biosynthetic process. NCBI's taxonomy places the organism in Eukaryota, Metazoa, Arthropoda, Arachnida, Araneae, Eresidae. Gene Ontology annotation, cellular component: guanylate cyclase complex, soluble. Gene Ontology annotation, molecular function: heme binding; guanylate cyclase activity. The record is from RefSeq and is a predicted model, not a curated record.